AUGUGGUCCCGUCACCGGCGCGUGUCUUGGCAGCUGCUGGAGCUGUCUUUGCGCGCCGCCAGCACUUGCCACAGCACCAUCGUUGUACGCUCUACUUCUUCAGCUACCAGAUGCAUCUCUCACCGUCUCCCGGCGUCCAGUAGACGUCUCAGUAUCUCCAUCUCUCCUGUUCAGCAGGACUCACAGAGCUUUAGUCGCUCUUUACAGCAGCGAAGCUUCACCCGCGACAAUGGCAAGCCAGAACCUCCGAUUCCUGUACCUCAAGAUGAGUAUGAAGAGCUCAAAACUUUCUUGGCCGAGCCUGAAACGUCGGGCCCUGCUAUGGACCGAGCCAAAGAGAUCGUGAUGAAGUGGAUGCAGCAAUACGUGACGUCAGACAUGCCUGGCCAAGACGCUACUGUUAUGGUGAUGGUGGCCGAUGCAAUGCAGGAUCCUCAGUUUGUGAUGCACGUGUACACGUGCCUCCGAGACGCUGGUGUAUCCCCGUCACCCAUUACACUCGAGUACUCGGCCGCCGCUUGUGCCCGAUUAGGCCAAUGGCAAACUGCGAUGGAGAUCGUUGACUAUAUGCAUCAAGCGGUGGAAAUCAUGAAGCCAUCACUGGAUAUUUACGAGAACGCAAUUACGUCGUGUCAUGCGGCAAAGAAAUGGAUCAAAGCCAAGUAUUUAUUGGAGGAAAUGAGAACGUAUAAACUGGAAGCGUCGCCCGAGCUACAUGUGGCGUCUAUUCGACUUUGCAUUGAAAGCUUGGAAUCUACAGCUACAGAGGUGCUUUUGCGUGCGUUCUUGCGCGCGUAUGAGGGAACUCUGGACGCUGACGAGAUACGGGAUAUUAUCACCGACCUUUUUCACGCAGCACUUGAUGCCGAGUCACUGCCACAAGCAUUGUUCUUGCGUAAUGAGUUGAUGACACGGCAGUAUUCUGUAUCAAAGGAGCUUCAUUCACGACUUGUUUAUCUAUGCGCGAUGAAGCGCCAGUGGCACAAAGGGCGCGUGUUGCUGCAGCAGUUUGUGAAUAUAAACGCUCGUCCACCUACGGCUGCACCGUCAAAUCGAUACACCGAUGAUAUUCAUCGGUUUCUGGACGAUAUGCAGGCAAACGACAUUGACGUUCCGCUGGUAGUGUACAAUGCUGCAUUAAGGAAUUUCGGUCAAAUAUCUUUGGCUGGUGAUGCCUUGUCUGUUUACUCGAACAUGCGUAAACAUCAAGUGGUGCCUGAUGCUGCGUCCUUUGCGGCAUUGAUGUGUUCGUGUGGCACCAACGUGAAGCAAUCGGAAGAUUUUUUCCGUGAGCUGCAACGUGCUAAUUGUAAGCCUACGCUAGAUGUCGUACACGCGUACUUGCUGAUUCCUAGUCGUGCAAAGGAGUGGGAAGAGGUGCUUCGAAGAUAUACUCUUGUGCAUGAUAUGCCGCUGUGCACGGGUCUCCCGUUGGAGUCGGAUGUACGAGUCCAGUCGCUCGUUGCUGUAGCUUAUGGACGAAUCCAUCAAUCGGAAGAAAUGCUUCGCAUCUUUACAAGCAUGAAGGUGAAGGGUAUGGAACCUAACCUGCACGUGUAUGGCGAAGCGCUGUUCGCUUAUAUUCGCCAAGACCAAUGGCGGCAUGCGCUCAUGCUGUUCGAUCACCUUUUUCAACAACAGACGUCAGAGAUGCAAGAGAAACGGAAGCUUGAAACGUUUCCAAUGCUGUGGGACGCUGCAGUGUUGGCCUGCGAGAAAGGUGAGCAAAUUGAGCGUGCAGCGAUGCUCUACGACACAAUCAUCGAGCAGCGCGUUCUAAUUUCAAUGACGACAGGGGAGCGUCUCGCCGCGAUGCUUACCAGCAUUCCAUCGGAAACAUUGUGGACAUCGUUCCAAUUGAUUCCGUCGCUGUACAAAACAAAGACGAAGAGUCAUCUGAACCCGCGCGUACAAAAUGCUGUGCUCAGACGCGCCGUGGAGGAGAACGACAGCAACCUAGCUGAGCGAAUUGUGACUGACGGGAUGCAAAAGAUGGAAAUCACUCCUAACUCCAUGACAUUCGCGCUGAUGCUUCGUUUGUAUGCAAACCGAGAGGACCAAGAGAGCUUUCAUCUGUGGUUGGGCAGGAUGGAUGAAAGCAAGGUGAAGCCGACGUUAUUUGUCUUUCGGGCGCUAAUGCACCAACUCAGCAACUUGAGUCAUGAUUGUGAAAACCGGAUGUACAUCGACGCUAUCGGAGAUUUCCUGCAUGAAUAUCAGUCCGUACCCUCGACCAUCAAUAGCACGAACAUCAAAAGCACAAGGGAGUACGUCGCAAAGCUCGGUCGUACUGCGUUGGACAUUAUGGAAGACUGCAGAAUCGGUCCAGACACAAUAUGCUUGCAGAACUAUCUGUUACUCAGUCAAGACCCAGAUCACGUCAUCCGAGCUCUCGUGCUCGUGGAAGAUGCGGUGUCGGCAACGAGCGAGCGUGGUGAAGAUAUCGCCCAGGGAUGCGUUCAUCUCACAUCGCGAUUGCUGCACACGCUGUUCACAGCUUUGAAUAACUUUCCGGACGGGCAGCGUAUGCGCAAGCUCUUGGUACAAAUCGUGAAGGACCUACCAACUGAUCUUUCUGAAGACGCGAUUGCUGCUUUCUGCGCAGCAAACGAUGGACAAAGCGCGUUGCAGCUUUUGCAAGAGCUACUGGAUUCAAAAUGCAGCUUAAGCGACGAGCAUGUCUUGUUCUUUCUCACGAACAGCUACACGUGUGAGACGUCGUCUCCAGCGUCCGAAGAUUCUCGCCCAAAGAGCGCAAAUGGAAUGAUAGUGGACAUGGUGUCUCUACUGUGCGCGAGUGAGACUGUGGCGAUGGAGGCAGGCUGUCUGGCAUUCCUUAUCCAGCACAUUGUCGACCUUUCCAAGUGGCAACAGCAAGACGGAUUUGAUGUGUCGACGCAAGACGAGAUCAACGCUAUGAAGAAGCUGUUGGUACGUGCAUUCGCGCACUUUUCGAUCGCUCAAGUGACAGAAUUCCUAUCGAAGGUGAUCGCUCGCGAUGAUCUUGUCCACGUACAAAGCGUCCUUGACGAGCUGCAAGGAGCUCGAGAAUCCCACUAG
Molecule: messenger RNA, 3060 nt
Organism: Peronospora matthiolae
Lineage: Eukaryota; Oomycota; Peronosporomycetes; Peronosporales; Peronosporaceae
Source: the annotation of a GenBank genome assembly